AUGGAAAAUUCUAAAAAAUUUGUCAAAUACAUCUCUGAUUCUAUCAGCAACAUGUCUUCAAUGUUAUAUGAUUCAUCCUCAGAAAUUCAUGAAGCUAAUUCAAUAUCAGAUGAUAUAGAAAUGUCAAAUAUUGAUACACUUACUUCGCAAGACUGGAGUAAAAAUAAUGUUUGCGAUGAGACAAUUAUUAUUAAAAAAUCAGAAUACGAUAAAGUGUUAAAUGAGUUAUCUUUUUCAAGAAUGCAAAAUAAUAAUUAUAAAAUCAAAGAAAGGGAAUAUGUAAGAAUGAAAAAUGAUUACGAUAGAACUUUAUCAUUUUUACUAGAAAAUAAUCAAAUUACUAACAUUAUACCACCUGAUAUAGUGGAGAAUAAUAUGUCUAUUAUUAAUGAUAAUGAUAUCAAUAGAUUGAGAGCAACUGAAUGUCGUCUUAAAAGUCAUAUAAAGGCAUUAAAAAAGGAUUUAUUUGAUUCGGAACAAAGAGCAGAUGCAUUUAAAUGUAUAGCGCAAAAUGACAUAGAGAUAUUGAAAGAAGAAAUUUUACAUCUUAAACAAUCAUUACAUUCAGAGAGGGAGCGCUGUGCGGAAUAUUCAAACAAAAUGAAACGAUUAGAAGAUAUUUUACAAAGCAGAUGUGAAGAAAAUAUUGAAUUAAUAGAGUACUGUAAAUAUUUAAUGCGAUAA
Messenger RNA from Vairimorpha ceranae, 684 nucleotides. RefSeq lists its product as hypothetical. The transcript has a single exon. The record is from RefSeq and is a predicted model, not a curated record. The coding region runs from base 1 to 684 and encodes 227 amino acids. Lineage: Eukaryota; Fungi; Microsporidia; Nosematidae.